GACGCUACCAAGUUAAAGUGGGUAGGGGGAAGUGCGUUGGGCUGAAUUGGGAUGUACCUGUGAGCCGGCUAUUCGGCAUCCUUCAGGGGAAUCGUAGCUUCCAAAUGGAGGUGUUACAGCGAAGAUAGAGCGGAUAAUCCCAUCACCCAGUUUACUCGAGGCCCAACUUUAUCUGGCCAUGGGUGACACAGAGCUGGAAUUUUCUCCUUCUCAUCUGGAGGAGCUACAGAAGAGUCCAUCAGCCUCAUCCACCUCCACUACCUCAUCUCUCUCACUGCCGUCCUCACCAUCCUCUGGCCACCGGCCACUGACCAGCUCCAGCCCCAGUGCCAGCGAAGGCCUGCCUGCUUCUAGCCCUCCACUGGCUGUCAUAUCAGAAGGUGUGGGUGAACUGAAUUUAGUAAUUGAUACUGAAGUAGCCAAGAAAGCCUGCCAGGAGGUGUUGCAGAAGGUAAAGCUGUUUAAAGUUGAUGGUGAUACAACUUUAUCCACUGCUGAACCUCACCUUGUGAAUGGAACUGAACACACUGAGCCCUUAAAUGGGGAUGGUACAGGAUCAGGCAAGCCUCCGAAGAUCACAGAGGAGGUGGAGAUGCCAGCGGUGGGCACAGUAAAGACCGCACGACGGCGUCAAAAGAACAACUCUUCCAAGCAAUCGUGGCUCCUGCGCCUGUUCGAAUCCAAGCUCUUUGACAUUUCCAUGGCCAUCUCGUACCUGUACAACUCAAAGGAGCCUGGUGUGCAGGCCUACAUCGGCAAUCGCCUCUUCAGUUUUCGAGAUGAGGAUGUGGACUUCUACUUGCCACAACUGCUCAACAUGUACAUCCACAUGGACGAGGACGUCGGCGAUGCCAUUAAGCCGUAUGUGGUGCACCGCUGCCGCCAGAGUAUCGGCUUCUCACUGCAGUGCGCCUGGCUGCUUGGCGCUUAUUCGUCCGAUAUGCACAUUUCCACGCAGAGGCACUCGCGUGGCACCAAGCUGCGCAGACUCAUCCUGUCUGACGAGCUGAAGCCGACCGGUCAUCGUGCUCGCCUCCAGCAGCAGCAGCUGCAGCAGAAUCACGUCCUCGGCCCAAACGUGAGCGAGCACGGUCUCUCGCCCUCAAAGCGCACUCAUCAGCGCUCUAAAUCAGAUGCCACCGCCAGCAUCAGCCUCAGCAGCAACCUCAAAAGGACAGCCAGCAACCCGAAAGUCGAAAGUAGCCAGGAUGAGGACUUGAACUCCAGCUCCGACAGUCUUGAGUUAGAGGCUGGUACCCCUGUACGUCUGACUCCUCAGCGUGAGUUUAUUAAGUCUCUGAUGGGCAUUGGGAAAAGACUGGCCACUCUGCCCACUAAGGAACAGAAGACACAGAGACUCAUCUCUGAGCUGUCACUGCUUAACCACAAGCUGCCUGCACGUGUAUGGCUGCCAACUGCGGCAUUCGACCACCAUGUGGUGCGAGUUCCUCACACACAGGCCGUGGUGCUCAACUCGAAAGACAAGGCACCAUAUCUAAUCUAUGUGGAAGUUAUGGAGUGUGAGAACUUUGAGACGUCGAGUGUACCAGUGAGAAUUCCAGAAACACGAAUCCGCAGCACACGAUCCGUAGAGAAUCUCCCAGACUGUGGAAUCACAGCAGAGCAGCGUGCCAGCAGCUUUUCAACCGUUCCCAACUAUGACAAUGAUGAUGAGGCCUGGUCUGUGGAUGACAUCGGAGAGCUCCAGGUCGAGCUGCCUGAGAUCCACACUAACAGCUGUGACAACAUCUCCCAGUUCUCAGUUGAUAGCAUCACCAGCCAGGAAAGCAAAGAGCCAAUUUUUAUUGCUGCUGGAGAUAUCAGGCGCCGCCUGUCUGAGCAGCUUGCCCACACACCAACCACAUUCAAGAAAGACCCAGAGGAUCCCUCAGCGGUAGCCUUAAAAGAGCCGUGGCAGGAGAAGGUUAGGCGAAUCCGAGAGGGCUCUCCAUAUGGUCAUCUGCCCAACUGGCGUCUCCUGUCAGUCAUAGUAAAAUGCGGUGAUGAUCUAAGACAGGAGCUCCUUGCUUUCCAAGUGCUGAAGCAACUGCAGAUAAUCUGGGAGCAGGAGCGUGUCCCUCUGUGGAUUAAGCCCUAUAAGAUCCUGGUUAUCUCUUCAGAUAGUGGCAUGAUUGAGCCAGUGGUCAAUGCUGUGUCCAUUCAUCAAGUAAAGAAGCAGAGUCAGCUCUCACUGCUUGAUUACUUCCUGCAGGAGCAUGGCAACUACACUACAGAGGCCUUCCUCACUGCACAGCGCAACUUUGUGCAGAGUUGUGCAGGCUACUGUCUUAUCUGCUACCUGCUGCAGGUUAAGGACAGGCACAAUGGAAACAUUCUGCUCGACUCAGAGGGUCAUAUAAUUCACAUUGACUUUGGCUUCAUUUUGUCAAGCUCUCCAAGAAACCUUGGCUUUGAGACAUCUGCUUUCAAACUGACCAAUGAGUUUGUAGAUGUCAUGGGUGGUCAAGAUGGAGACAUGUUCAACUAUUACAAGAUGCUUAUGCUUCAGGGUCUCAUUGCUGCACGGAAGCACAUGGAGAAAGUCAUCCAGAUAGUCGAGAUCAUGCAGCAAGGAUCCCAGCUGCCCUGCUUCCAUGGUUCCAGCACCAUCCGUAACCUAAAGGAGCGAUUUCACAUGAGCCUAACAGAGGAGCAGUUGCAGGUGUUGGUGGAGCAGAUGGUGGAUGGCUCCAUGCGCUCUAUCACCACAAAGCUGUAUGAUGGCUUCCAGUACCUCACCAAUGGCAUCAUGUGAACAUGGUGUGAGAGCAGACUAGAACAUUUUGACUAGGAAAAAGCUGCACCACUUUCAGAGGCCACUCCCAAGCCCUUUUGCAACUUUUCUGUUUUCAACAUCCUAUCGUGUUUGUACACCAAGAGUUUUUGACCAUGGAUUUUAUACCUUCCCAAGAGGUUUCAGCUGUGAAGUUUUGCUCCCGCCCUCUUUAAAGCCUCUUAUUACUUUUCUGAUAUUGCAUUGUUUCUCCUAGGAGCUGGGAUUUGUUUUGUUUUUGGAAUAUGCUUUUAUCCACUAUCCUAGUGCCUCCUUUGACUGUGCUCAGACUCAAACUGCAUUUUCUCCUAAGUGCUGUGUAUUUACCAACUUAUAAUUUCCAUGCUCUCCUGCUCAGUUUGGUUGUUAAUUAUUUUUAAUUUUAGUGAGCUACAGCUUUACACAACGCAAUCCGUGCUGAGAAACUCGACAGUGCGCAGAGUCGUGUGUUGAGUAAUGCACAUUGUGUAAUAUGAGCGAAAGAGGUGUAAGCAGCACACAGUCUUCAGUGGGUUUUGUCUGAUCAGUGUUAUUUUAGCUGCAGUUUGAAAGAAGCAAACACUUUUUUCAAAUCCCGAUGUAAAUGUUCAGCUAGUUCCCACUGGUUGAGAAACUCUUAAAAUGUGGCCUCUUAAAGAGGCAUUAAUUGUUUGAUUAAAGCCUUUUAAAUGGCUUUAUUUGACCUUUAACACUUCUGUUCAACUUGCCAGACCCCAGAUGGUGACUAUAGUUUCAGCUUCCUAGAGGAAAGAAAUCCACUGAUGCAAUAAACCAUGAGUAGGGUAUGAUCCUCAAAACCUAAUAACAUUUGACUUAAUGAGAGGAGAUUAACUAAAACUCAAUCUAACCAUUGUAAGUAUUAGAGUGAUAUGACAAAGGAAGAGUCAAAACACUAUUUAUUGCUUAUAUACAAUAACUUGCAUUCUCCUGUACAUCAUGAAUGGCUCUUUUUCUUUAUUUUUUAUUUUAGUUCACUUUUUUCUUAGCAGAAAUAUAUGAUUCCUAAGUGUGUACAAAUGUACAUAAUAUAAAUUUUAAACUUUAGAAAUGUACAUGGACUGUUUUUCUUAUCAGAUUAAUGGGGAGCUGUGCUGCAAUGGGUAACUUGGCCACCGAGCAUCUGAGUUACUCGACAGUGGAAUUUCACGAGAUGUUGCUAAUUGGGGUGACACUUGUGUAAAUCGAUCCGAUGAAAAGAAAAACAAAAAGCUGCAACGAAAUGGAAGACUCCAGUGCAUUUUUAAUGUUUAGUUUCAGAUUAAAUGCCACUACAUGCAUACAUUGUUAUUAGAAGAAGAACGAAAGAGAGAGCGACCUGAGCGUACCAUUAAAAGAACUUCUGUAUAACCAGUUUUAAUUCAUCUUUGUUUUUAGUGGAAGCUCGGUUCUUGUGAAUGAUUUGUACAUGUUCGAGGAAGCCAUUUAGAGAAUCGUUUCAUCUUUGUCUUCACAUUUUAUACUUUCCUUCGUUUCCAUGUUUUUUUUUUUUUUUUGCUUUCAUUGUAACUUGUUUAACGGACCAUCUCUCACCAUCGUGAAUGACCUCCCCUAACUUGUGAAUGUUACUUUGUAUAAUAAAUUAAAUGUAUCUGUUUCA
This is a messenger RNA of Silurus meridionalis, 4370 nucleotides long. It is a transcript of the gene pi4kb, whose product is annotated as phosphatidylinositol 4-kinase, catalytic, beta. Gene Ontology annotation, cellular component: membrane; cytoplasm. The transcript is spliced from 12 exons. Gene Ontology annotation, biological process: phosphatidylinositol phosphate biosynthetic process; phosphatidylinositol-mediated signaling. NCBI's taxonomy places the organism in Eukaryota, Metazoa, Chordata, Actinopteri, Siluriformes, Siluridae. Gene Ontology annotation, molecular function: 1-phosphatidylinositol 4-kinase activity. The record is from RefSeq and is a predicted model, not a curated record. The coding region runs from base 179 to 2755 and encodes 858 amino acids.